GCAGUGCUCGGUCAAGGGUCGCCCGUCAAUCAGCAUCUCGAGGCCCCGCCCACUCCUCGUCACUUCCGCCCCGACCCACGCGCGGCGGAUAAGGAAGCGGUGAGCCGCUGCGACGCUCCUUUUUUUCCAGGCGGCCGGGAAGAUGGCGGACAUUCAGACCGAGCGUGCCUACCAGAAGCAGCCGACCAUCUUUCAAAAUAAGAAGAGGGUCCUGCUCGGGGAGACCGGCAAGGAGAAGCUGCCCAGGUACUACAAGAACAUCGGCCUCGGCUUCAAGACGCCCAAGGAGGCCAUCGAGGGCACCUACAUCGACAAGAAAUGCCCCUUCACCGGAAAUGUCUCCAUUCGGGGCCGGAUCCUGUCUGGCGUGGUGACCAAGAUGAAGAUGCAGAGGACCAUCGUCAUCCGCCGCGACUACCUGCACUACAUCAGGAAGUACAACCGCUUUGAGAAGCGUCACAAGAACAUGUCCGUCCACCUGUCCCCCUGCUUCAGGGACGUCCAGAUUGGCGACAUCGUCACGGUGGGCGAGUGCCGGCCCCUGAGCAAGACCGUGCGCUUCAACGUGCUCAAGGUGACCAAGGCUGCCGGCACCAAGAAGCAGUUCCAGAAGUUCUGAGGCCGCACCCGCCCCCUCAACUCAAUAAAAGCUUUUAUCCACUCAA
This is a messenger RNA of Erinaceus europaeus (western European hedgehog), 665 nucleotides long. It is a transcript of the gene RPS11, whose product is annotated as ribosomal protein S11. Gene Ontology annotation, biological process: translation. The coding region runs from base 143 to 619 and encodes 158 amino acids. The record is from RefSeq and is a predicted model, not a curated record. NCBI's taxonomy places the organism in Eukaryota, Metazoa, Chordata, Mammalia, Eulipotyphla, Erinaceidae. Gene Ontology annotation, molecular function: structural constituent of ribosome. Gene Ontology annotation, cellular component: cytosolic small ribosomal subunit; ribosome. The transcript is spliced from 5 exons.